This is a messenger RNA of Rotaria socialis, 555 nucleotides long. Lineage: Eukaryota; Metazoa; Rotifera; Eurotatoria; Philodinida; Philodinidae. The record is from the annotation of a GenBank genome assembly.
AUGGCUAAACGAUUGUCCACCAAGUUCUAUAUCAUAUUAAUUUUAGUUAAUGGGCUCAUAUCAAUUCCAGCCAUGUUUUCUAUGGGGAUGUUAUUUGAACAUUCGAUAAACGUGAGCCAAGCCGUAGUUAAUUUUAAUUCAUUUAAACGAAAUCGAUCAAACAUAUUUCAAUAUAUUAUGGUUAAUUGUUCACAAUUGCUACAUGAAUAUCCACAAUUUUAUAUUUUUCCUCAUGUCGAUCUGUGCACAAAUUACAAUUUAUCAUUAAUGAUUGGGAAAAUGGCCGUGUUAUUGUCGACUUUAUUCAAUACCUAUUUGCCCUACGGCUUGUAUGGGCCACCGUUGAUACCAGUAAUCAUAAUGGCAGUCGCAUCAAGUCUACUAUUUUAUACAAACUUCACAAAUAAUGAGUGGGACAUUGCUGUAUUAGAAUCAUUGUCAAUAGUAGCCGGUUAUUUGUUAAUUAUUUUUCAUUAUGCAUUUCCAAAUUUCGAUCAACGGUUGUCAGCCAUAUACAUUCAGGUGAAACAAUCCCAUGUAAUGAAAACCGCAUAA